GUCCAUAAAUCUAAAAAGAACCCACCGGAAAAGUCCAUAGCAAGCGAAAUAGAUUCCCUGACUUCUAAAUUAUCUGAAUUCAUAGACUUUUUACAGAAACAUGCCGAAUCCGCACAGUCAUACUUGAAAGACACAAAGCAUCUACUACAAGAACUUGACUCGAUUGAAUGGAAGGAUGAUUACAUCUGGACCUCUUUCGAUGUCACUUCCUUGUAUAUUGUCAUUGCUCAUGAAUUAGGAACGGAGGCAAUUAAGAAAAGUCUAGAGAGAAACACACAAUCAGAUCAAGCUUUAGUGGAGUGCAUUGGCUUCAUUUUAACUC
Messenger RNA from Pelobates cultripes (western spadefoot toad), 322 nucleotides. NCBI's taxonomy places the organism in Eukaryota, Metazoa, Chordata, Amphibia, Anura, Pelobatidae. The record is from the annotation of a GenBank genome assembly.